AUGGCUGAGCACAGGCAUCUGGCAACCUGCCACCCCUACUUUGUCGACUUCCCCAAGAACCUCCCCGAAGGCAUCAUCAUCCGCGGCAUGACCCGCGAGCGCAGGCCCAUCGUCCCCCAGCCGGGCCUCGACAUUGUCGAGUUCGACGUCCCGCUGCGCGACGGCACGACCACCACUCUGCGCACGUACCGACAAGCCGCGAGCGCGAACAGACGCCUCCCCGCGUUGGUGUACAUGCACGGCGGCGGGUUCGUCACUGGCAGCCUCGAGACGGACGAUGCGCCGUGCCGCGCCAUCGCUGGGGCGCUGGACCUUGUCGUCGUCAAUGUCGAGUAUCGGCUCGCGCCGGAGUAUCAGUUUCCUGUUGGCUUUGAGGACUGCUUCGACGUGGUGCGGUGGGUCGCUUCUCCCGAGGGACAAGAGAGGCUCCGCGCCGACCUCGCCAAGGGCUUCAUCCUCGGCGGCACCUCUGCGGGCGCCAACUUCGCCGCGGGCAUCGCGCACCUGGCGCUGCAAGAAGCCCUGACUCCGCGCAUCACCGGGUUGGUGUUCCUCGCAGGGAGCUUCUGUCACCCCGACGCCCGGCCGGAGAAGUACCUCGAUCGGAUCCUCAGCGUGGACGAAAUCACGGUCGCGCCUGGGUUGACGAGGAAGUCGAUUGACUACUACGCGGCCAAAUACGGCGCUCCGCCCGAGGACAAGCGCCUCUCCCCGCUGCUCUUCGACUCGCACGCCAACAUCGCCGACAAGGCGUACUUUGCCGUCUGCGGCCUGGACCCGCGCCGCGACGAGGCGCUGCUGUUCGGACAACUGCUGGAGGAAGCCGGCCUCGGCACCAAAGUCGACGUGUACCCCGGCCUGCCGCACGGCUUCUGGGCGUCGUGCCCGGAUCUCGACGUGUCCCAGGAGUGGCUGCGCAAGCUCAUCGACGGGCUGCGGCGGAUGAUCGCGUAG
Purpureocillium lilacinum is the source of this 954-nucleotide messenger RNA. RefSeq lists its product as uncharacterized. Gene Ontology annotation, molecular function: hydrolase activity. Lineage: Eukaryota; Fungi; Ascomycota; Sordariomycetes; Hypocreales; Ophiocordycipitaceae. The record is from RefSeq and is a predicted model, not a curated record.